CGCUUCUAAACUGGUCGUGAUGACGAUAAGAAACACAUGAUUGCUCGUAAAAGGGCUCGGGCCGAGGUUGAUCUACGCAUUUCGUAACUGGGCCGUUUCGCGUUCUGAUUCUUAUUGUCAUGUGGUCUUUUGCUGCAUGCGUCACAGGAGCACCUGUUCCGAAAAGCUCGUUGUCGCCAAGGAUUCCAUUGUCAACCCCGGAGAUACCACCAGUUCCCGACAGCAUAACAUUCAUCGUGCGAGUCAGCCGUCGACAUGGUACCAAACCCACCGUCAGCGCCAAGCGAUGCGCAACUCGAUCAAGUGAAAGAAGCCGUCCGCGCGCUUCUGCACCAACCCGACUAUGAUGAUGGGUCUGCUGGCCCGAUUCUCGUCAGACUGGCAUGGCAUUCGGCUGGCACAUACUGCGCGACAACGAACACGGGCGGAUCUAACGGAGCCGGCAUGAGAUACGAACAAGAAGGCGGCGACCCAGCAAACGCCGGCUUACAGCAUGCAAGAGCCUUCCUCGAGCCCAUUAAGAAAAGGUUUCCGUGGAUCACAUAUGCCGAUCUUUGGACCUUGGCCGCCACCGUGGCAAUCAAGGAGAUGGGAGGUCCAGAGGUGACCUGGUCAGGGGGACGGACCGACUUUACAGACGAAAGCAAGAUACCACCGCGAGGAAGGCUUCCCGAUGCAGCACAGGGUGCAGACCAUUUACGCUUCAUAUUCUAUCGCAUGGGGUUCAACGACCAGGAAAUUGUCGCUCUGUCAGGAGCGCACAACCUGGGGCGAUGUCACAGCGAGAAUUCCGGUUUUGAGGGGAAAUGGGUGAACCAGCCGACUCGAUUUUCCAAUCAAUACUUCAAACUCUUGCUCGUCAACGACUGGAAGAAGAAGAAGCUCGACAAUGGCCUGGAGCAGUUCGUCUAUGUAGACGAAGAGGUUGAGCUGGAAGACAACGAAGAGCCCGAAGAGCUCAUGAUGCUCCCUACAGACAUUUCUCUUCUCUCUGACCCUAAAUUCAAAAUUUGGGUAGAAAGAUACGCCGAAGACAAGGACUUGUUUUUUGAUCACUUCUCGAGAGUGUUUGCCAAGUUGCUGGAGCUUGGCAUAAGGCGAGAUGCCAGCGGCAAGGUAGUCAACGAUGAGAACACGGAGGGCGGAUACAGAAGCGCACCGAAGAAGAGCGAUGUUGCCCAGGCGCCCCAAGACCACGGUCCAGGCCAAAUUGGACACGAAGCGAGAUCGCUACAAAAAGAGAACGAAAAUUUUCAGCAAAGGAAGAUGGGGGCCAAACUGUGAGAUGUCUGUUUGUGCACUAUACAACAGGGUGCAUUGAGGAUUGAUGAAGGACACCAGGCAAUCCGGUUUGUUUAGAUAAUAGACAGAACGAAUAACAUAGAGCAACACCACCUACUUUGGUCCUUAUUUCAGGUGCUCUGGUCAAACGA
Messenger RNA from Pseudomassariella vexata, 1433 nucleotides. RefSeq names its product peroxiredoxin. The transcript is spliced from 3 exons. The record is from RefSeq and is a predicted model, not a curated record. Gene Ontology annotation, molecular function: peroxidase activity; heme binding. NCBI's taxonomy places the organism in Eukaryota, Fungi, Ascomycota, Sordariomycetes, Amphisphaeriales, Pseudomassariaceae. The coding region runs from base 256 to 1284 and encodes 342 amino acids. Gene Ontology annotation, biological process: hydrogen peroxide catabolic process; response to reactive oxygen species; cellular response to oxidative stress.